AUGUGGCCUAUAAUUUUAUUGGGCAUUGCUGGAGUUGUGUCAGCUGGAAGUCCAGGAACAAAUGGAGAUAUCAAUCAACCACAGUUACAAAAAGAAUUAUUGGAGGAGGCAAAAGUUUACCUCUUCAAAUUCGGAUACAUGAUCCCUGACGCUCAUCAACCGGUCAAAUCAGUUCAGGAACCAACUCAACAACAGAUUCAUGAUGCUCUAAUCCGCUUCCAGUCCGCAUUCUUAUACUACUCAUCGGGUACUGUUGACGUUCCAACUCAAGCAAAAAUGAAUGAAUGGAGAUGUGCAAAUAAUGAUAUGGAUAGAGGAUCUCCCAUUGCUCCGGCUUCAAAGAAAGAGUUGUGGACCAAGAAAUCAUUGACCUACAAGAUAGUGAACACUCCGAAGACACUAUCACAAGCUCAGAUCAAGUCAGCAGCUCACGAGGCAUUCGAGCAAUGGACCAAAGCCAGUGGAUUCAAGUUUGUGGAGACGACAGCUCAGAACCCAGAUGUCACUAUUACAUUCUAUGACGUACCACAGAGCAAUUUGAGAAUCGCCGGCAGUGCGUCCAAACCGCUCAACAGUCAUAUCAUCUUGGACAAGAACCAAGAAUGGGCAUACAAGUCACAGGCACCAAUGGGAAUCUCUUUAUACCACACACUUCUUCAUGAGAUUGGACAUAUUCUCGGAUUACCACACACUUUCUAUCGAGGAUCCAUCAUGCACCCAAUUUUCAAGCCAGUCCUUCUUCCAUUCGGUACAUUGGACACUGUUCCAAACGUUGAUCGUCUCGCAAUUCGUAGAAUGUAUGGACUCUCGUCCAUCGAUCACUCGGUUCCAUCAUCCGACGUUGCUCAAUCAAAGUGUCCAAAGCAUAUUGACUCGGUUGUAGCCAUCAACGACCAGGAAUGGUUGUUAUUCCGUGACAACAAGGUGUACAAGUUGAACAACAGAAAAUUCGUCGACUCCGGUCGCCCGAUCCAACAAGUGUUCCCACGUGGACCUCAAUUCGUGAAUGCCACCGUCUCGUCGGGUCCGUUGACUCUGUUGUUCGUGGAGAGAACUAUUUAUGGAUACGAGUAUGAUGGAGUGCAGUUCACAGAAGCUCAAAACUAUCCAAAGGAGCUUCAUGAUCGUGUACUUUUCUAUCCACAAGGUGCAUUCCCACUUAACAAUGGAAGUGUCAUUUUGUUGUCUGGAAAUGUGUUCGCUACAUACAACGUGAAUCAAAACGCCCCAUCGUUCCUCAACGACAAAAACCGCUACUUCCCAAAUCUCCCUGAAGACGUGAGAAGUGGAAUCGAGAAGACUCAAGGGUUCACCGAUUCCUACUAUAUGUUCGAUGAGGCAACUGUCUCGGACUACGACAUGAAUUCAAAGCAGGUGCUCCAGUUGCAGAACAUUCCAGACUUCUUGAAGUGCGCCUAA
Caenorhabditis remanei is the source of this 1419-nucleotide messenger RNA. RefSeq lists its product as uncharacterized. Gene Ontology annotation, molecular function: metalloendopeptidase activity; zinc ion binding. The record is from RefSeq and is a predicted model, not a curated record. Gene Ontology annotation, cellular component: extracellular matrix. The coding region runs from base 1 to 1419 and encodes 472 amino acids. Gene Ontology annotation, biological process: extracellular matrix organization; proteolysis; collagen catabolic process. Lineage: Eukaryota; Metazoa; Nematoda; Chromadorea; Rhabditida; Rhabditidae. The transcript is spliced from 9 exons.